Messenger RNA from Iphiclides podalirius (scarce swallowtail), 276 nucleotides. NCBI's taxonomy places the organism in Eukaryota, Metazoa, Arthropoda, Insecta, Lepidoptera, Papilionidae. The record is from the annotation of a GenBank genome assembly.
AUGAAAGUAAAAGCUGAUCGUGACGAAGCUUCACCUUACGCUGCUAUGUUGGCUGCACAGGAUGUGGCUGAAAAAUGCAAGACUCUUGGAAUCACUGCUCUGCACAUAAAACUGAGAGCCACCGGUGGUAACAAGACGAAAACACCAGGACCAGGUGCCCAGUCGGCUCUCCGUGCCCUUGCACGUUCCAGCAUGAAGAUUGGCCGCAUUGAGGAUGUGACUCCAGUGCCAUCCGACUCUACGCGCAGGAAGGGUGGACGCAGAGGGCGCAGGCUG